AUGCCCCGCGCGCAGGGCCGCGCUUCCGGGUGCGGGCCGCGGGGGGCGGCGGGCCCGGCGCCGGGCGGAGCGGCUCCGAGCGGAUGCGAACGGCGGGCGCGCAGCACCGGAGGAGGCCGCGUCCGGACCACGAUGCUUCGACUGUGGCUGGUCCCGGCCCUGGUGCUGCUGUGGGGGCCGGGCGGGCUGGAGGCGCUGGGGCGCCCGCAGCGCUACGACACAGUUGAGUCCAUGCUUUCAGACUACGACAUCCUUUCUCUGUCUAGCAUCCAGCAACACUCACUGAAGAAGAGGGACCUCCAGCCUGAGACACAUGUAGAAAGGCUCUUAAGUUUUUCAGCCCUGCAAAGGCACUUUAAAUUAUACUUAACUGCAACUGCUGAACACUUUUCAGAAAAAUUUCAAGCAUUAAUUGUGGAUGGUAAAGGCAAGCAAAAGGAGUAUCGUGUUCAAUGGCGAGACUUUUUCACCGGACAUGUUGUUGGAGAGCAUAAUUCCAAGGUUGUGGCACAUAUUGGGGAUGAAGAUUUUACGGUGCGAAUCAAUACUGAUGGAGAAGAAUACAAUAUCGAGCCACUGUGGAGAUUUGUAGAUGAUGUGGAAGAUGAAAGACUGCUGGUCUACAGAUCUGAAGAUAUCAAAGAUUUCUCAAGGUUGCAGUCCCCCAAAGUAUGUGGUUAUUUAAAGCUGAGUGAAAAUGAACUGUUGCCAAAAGGACUGGAAGACAGGAAACAAAAUGAAGGAAGCACCCAUCGGAAGAAAAGAUCCAUUCCAGAGAACUCCAAAAACACGUGCAAGAUGUUGGUAGUGGCAGACCAUCGUUUCUUCAAGUACAUGGGCCGUGGGGAAGAGAGCACCACUAUAAACUACUUGAUUGAAUUGAUAGACAGAGUAGAUGACAUCUACCGAAACACUUCCUGGGACGAUGGAACCUUCAAUGGGUACGGCAUACAGAUAGAGCAGAUUAUCAUCCACAAUGAGCCAAAUCCUGUAAAACCUGGAGAAAGACAUUAUAAUAUGGCAAGAAGUUACCCAGAUGAUAAGAAAGAUGCCUGGGAUGUGAAAAUGCUGCUAGAGCAAUUUAGCUUUGAUAUUGCAGAGAAAGCAGCUCACGUGUGCCUUGCUCAUCUCUUCACCUAUCAAGAUUUUGACAUGGGAACGCUUGGACUGGCUUACGUUGGCUCUCCCAGACCUAACAGCCAUGGUGGCAUUUGUCCUAAAGCUUAUUACAGUCAAAUUGCAAAGAAGGAUAUCUAUCUGAACAGUGGCUUGACCAGCACCAAGAACUAUGGGAAGACCAUCCUCACAAAGGAGGCUGACCUGGUUACAACACAUGAACUUGGACAUAACUUUGGAGCAGAGCAUGAUCCUGACAGUCUGCCAGAGUGUGCCCCCACUGAAGACCAGGGUGGGAAAUAUGUAAUGUAUCCUAUUGCUGUCAGUGGGGAUCAUGAAAACAACAAGAUGUUCUCAAGCUGCAGCAAAAAAUCCAUCCAUAGGACCAUAGAGGUCAAGGCCCAGGAGUGCUUCAAAGAGCGCAACAACAAAGUGUGUGGGAACUCCAGAGUGGAUGAAGGCGAGGAAUGUGAUCCUGGCCUCUUGUACCAGCUGGCUGAUCCCUGCUGCACUGCAGACUGUAAACUGAAAGAUGGUGCCAAGUGCAGUGACCGAAACAGUCCUUGCUGUAAAGGCUGCCAGUUUGAAAGUGCACAGAAGAAAUGCCAGGAAGCCAUAAAUGCCACUUGUAAAGGAGAGUCUUUUUGCACUGGGAACAGCAGUGAGUGUCCCCCUCCGGGGAACGCUCCGGAUGACACCGUGUGCGUGGACAUGGGGAAGUGCAAGGAUGGGGAGUGCGUCCCUUUCUGCGAGAGGGAGAAGAACCUGCGGUCCUGUGCUUGCAAUGAAACUGAUAAUUCCUGCAAGGUGUGCUGCCGGGAUGAGCAGGACAGGUGCACGCCAUACGUGGAUGCCAACGACCAGUUCCUGUUCCUGCGCAAGGGCAAGCCUUGCACUGUGGGGUUCUGUGACACAAAUGGCAAAUGCGAGAAGCAAGUACAGGAUGUGAUUGAACGAUUUUGGGAUUUCAUAGACCAACUCAGCAUCAAUACUUUUGGGAAAUUCCUAGCAGAUAAUAUAGUGGGCUCUGUGCUUGUCUUCUCCUUACUGUUUUGGAUUCCUCUCAGCAUCCUUGUGCACUGUGUGGACAAGAAAUUGGACAAGCAGUAUGAGGAGAACACAAAGUCCCUGUUUUGCCCCAGUAACGUGGAGAUGCUCAGCAGCCUGGACUCGGCCUCUGUUCGCAUCAUCAAGCCGUUCCCCGCGGCGCAGGCCACGAGCCGGCACCAGCCGCUGCAGCCCCUGACGCCCGCGCCCGCGCCGCCCAAGCAGGACCACCAGAGGAUGGACACCAUCCAGGAGGACCCCAGCACCGACUCGCACAUCGACGAGGACGCCUUUGACAAGGACCCUUUCCCAAACAGCAGCUCUGCCGCCAAAUCUUUCGAGGACUUGACAGACCAUCCUGUCAUUAGGAGUGAGAAAGCUUCAUCCUUCAAACUACAGCGCCAGAACCGGGUGGACAGCAAAGAAACAGAGUGCUAGUGUCCUGCUGCCCUCUAAAUGUAUGAGUUGUGUCGGCAAAAUAAGGAUCUGAAACCAUUUCAUUUCUAUAAAUAUAAAUAUAUGUAUAUAUAUUUUUGUGAGGGAGUGGGAGAAUAAGGAAGUGACCUACUGCAGAUGCUGGUCAUGUGUAUGACCUUCCUUAAACUACAUUUAUUAGAGCAUUAUAUCUUUUAAAAAGGAAAAUCCAAACUAGAACUGGCUUGUUUUUGAAGCUUUUUGGAUUUGUUUUUCUACUUCCUUGACCUUUAACAUUUCCUUCGACCUGUGGUGCAAAACCAAAUAUCCUGAUGGAUAUUGGAUUAUGUAUAUCAGCCUUUUUUUAUAAUUUAAUAUUUUGUAGUCUACAGCACUGAUAGACAAAAUUAAGGGGCUUUUAAAACCAAAAGAUAAUUAAGGUACAUGUAACCAAAAGCCUAAGCAAAUGCCUUGAGAACAGAGAGUAAUGAAACAGAUAAAAAUACAGUCUCGCAGCAUUCAGUAAAAUGCAUAAUCAGAAUAAGGAACCUUAAAACACCCAGCUUCUGUAUAAAUAAAAGGAUCACAGAGGUUGUUACACUGUACACAGUGCAUGGGAAAUGCUCCUUUAGCAGCUGUCCUGUCUUGGUGGCUUUUGUUAGGAGCUUCCCACUCUACACUGAGGUUUGUGUGUUGCAGGUGUCUGGUUGGAGAUCGAAACAUAAAAGAAAUAAUUUAUGCAGAUGACAUUUUAAACUGCUGUUUUACAGCAGUUUUGGUGCAGAAAUGUUUCUCCAAAUGUUAUUUUAAAACAGGCGACACUAUUGCUGGAAUGUUCAAAUUAGUGACCUGUUUUCUGUGGUCUCUGUGGCCUUUAAAAGCUCCUACUGCAUGAGUGAUGGGAAAAACUCACUCCAUCGCAGGGAGUGAGGGGAGGCAUUUAAAAACAAUUGUGAAUUUAGUAAAGAAAUAAACCUUUUUUAAAACUUGCAGGGUAAGUACAAGGAGGAGAUUUUGUGAAUACAGAUACUCACAAGCUGAUAAUUGGAUGGUGUCUUCUGUACACCUGGAGAUCUCUCAGGUGAGCUGGGACUGGCACAUGAGCAUUGUUUUAGUUUAGAAGCAGAUGGACUGACACAGUGGAGUCAGAGCAACUGUCCUGCUAGUACAGCAGCACCUUCACUCUGCAGCUGUUUUCUCCUACAAUAAUCUGUUGAUAAAACUGGCAGAACAUGGCCAAGGGCAGGACCAUUUAACUCUUACAAGCCUGGACUCAGACACAGGGAUGUGAGGCUGUGGUGAGCCCGUAUUUUUAAAUGUGAGGCGAAAGGACUGAACCUGUGCUGCAAAGUUGUGUGAGUGCUCUCUCUCCUCCACAUCCAAGGAUACUUGUUACACUAGUUACUUGAAUGUGUGCCUUAUGGUAUUCCUAUCUGACUAGCUAUUAUGUUUUAUAUGCUGGUUUUGAACUUUGUUUUGGGGUUGUUUGGUUUUCGUUCGGGUUUUCUGUUUUUUGAUUCAGUGCAAAGUACAAGUGUGAGGAGUUAAUUUAAUUCCCAACAAAAUAAAAGCUUUUUAUAAUAAAAAAAUCAGUUAACCAAGAA
Messenger RNA from Lonchura striata (white-rumped munia), 4181 nucleotides. It is a transcript of the gene ADAM17, whose product is annotated as ADAM metallopeptidase domain 17. Gene Ontology annotation, cellular component: plasma membrane. The record is from RefSeq and is a predicted model, not a curated record. Gene Ontology annotation, biological process: membrane protein ectodomain proteolysis; Notch signaling pathway. Gene Ontology annotation, molecular function: metalloendopeptidase activity. NCBI's taxonomy places the organism in Eukaryota, Metazoa, Chordata, Aves, Passeriformes, Estrildidae.